CCCGCGCCCGUGUCGCCGCCGUGCCCGCGAGCGGGAGCCGGAGUCGCCGCCGCCCGAGCGCAGCAGAGCGCAAGCCGAGCCCGUCUGUCGCCGCCAUGGCCACCACGGUGACCUGCACCCGCUUCACCGACGAGUACCAGCUCUACGAGGAUAUUGGCAAGGGGGCUUUCUCUGUGGUCCGGCGCUGUGUCAAGCUCUGCACCGGCCAUGAGUAUGCAGCCAAGAUCAUCAACACCAAGAAGCUGUCGGCCAGAGAUCACCAGAAGCUGGAGAGAGAGGCUCGGAUCUGCCGUCUUCUGAAGCAUUCCAACAUUGUGCGGCUGCACGACAGCAUCUCUGAGGAAGGGUUCCACUACUUGGUCUUUGAUCUGGUCACGGGCGGGGAAUUGUUCGAGGACAUUGUGGCCCGAGAGUACUACAGCGAGGCGGAUGCCAGUCACUGUAUCCAGCAGAUCCUGGAGGCGGUUCUGCACUGCCAUCAGAUGGGCGUCGUCCACAGGGACCUCAAGCCCGAGAACCUGCUUCUGGCCAGCAAGUGCAAAGGGGCGGCCGUGAAGCUGGCGGACUUCGGCCUGGCCAUCGAGGUGCAGGGGGACCAGCAGGCAUGGUUCGGGUUUGCCGGCACGCCAGGCUACCUGUCCCCAGAGGUCCUGCGCAAGGAGGCCUAUGGCAAGCCAGUGGACAUCUGGGCAUGCGGGGUGAUUCUGUACAUUCUGCUGGUGGGCUACCCGCCCUUCUGGGACGAGGACCAGCACAAGCUGUACCAGCAGAUCAAGGCGGGAGCCUAUGACUUUCCAUCUCCUGAGUGGGACACGGUCACUCCUGAAGCCAAAAACCUCAUCAACCAGAUGCUGACCAUCAACCCCGCCAAGCGCAUCACAGCCCACGAGGCGCUGAAGCACCCGUGGGUCUGCCAACGCUCCACGGUGGCCUCCAUGAUGCACAGGCAGGAGACCGUGGAGUGCUUGAAAAAGUUCAACGCCCGAAGGAAGCUCAAGGGUGCAAUCCUUACCACCAUGCUGGCCACAAGAAAUUUCUCAGUGGGCAGACAGACCACCGCUCCGGCCACAAUGUCCACCGCGGCCUCCGGCACCACCAUGGGGCUGGUGGAACAAGCCAAGAGCUUACUCAACAAGAAGGCUGACGCGGGGAAGCCCCAGACAAACAGCACCAAGAACAGUGCUGCUGCCACCAGCCCGAAGGGGACACUUCCUCCGGCUGCCCUGGAGCCUCAAACCACCGUCAUUCAUAACCCCGUGGACGGGAUCAAGGAGUCAUCGGACAGCACUCACACCACUAUAGAGGACGAGGACACGAAAGCACGGAAGCAGGAGGUCAUCAAGAUCACCGAGCAGCUCAUCGAGGCGGUCAACAACGGGGACUUCGAGGCCUACGCGAAAAUCUGUGACCCAGGCCUGACCUCGUUCGAGCCUGAAGCGCUGGGCAACUUGGUCGAAGGGAUGGAUUUCCACAGAUUCUACUUCGAGAACCUGCUCGCCAAGAACAGCAAGCCCGUCCACACGACCAUCCUGAACCCGCACGUGCACGUCAUCGGGGAGGACGCCGCGUGCAUCGCCUACAUCCGCCUGACGCAGUACAUCGACGGGCAGGGCCGGCCCCGCACCAGCCAGUCCGAGGAGACGCGCGUGUGGCACCGCCGCGACGGCAAGUGGCAGAACGUGCACUUCCACUGCUCGGGCGCGCCCGUGGCGCCGCUGCAGUGAAGAGCUGUGGCCGGCUUCGUGGGACAGACUCAGUGUUUGGAGCCCGGCCGCCCUCCCGCGGCCUGCCUGUCGCAUGUUUGUGUCUGCCUCGUUCCUCCCCUGGUGCCUGUGUCUGCAGAAAACCAAGACUGGAUGUGAUUUCUUUUUAACAACAAGAUGACAACAGCCACCAAAAAAAAAAAAAAAAAAAAAAAAA
Messenger RNA from Lontra canadensis (Northern American river otter), 1920 nucleotides. It is a transcript of the gene CAMK2B, whose product is annotated as calcium/calmodulin dependent protein kinase II beta. The coding region runs from base 96 to 1724 and encodes 542 amino acids. The record is from RefSeq and is a predicted model, not a curated record. Gene Ontology annotation, biological process: protein phosphorylation. The transcript is spliced from 21 exons. Gene Ontology annotation, molecular function: calmodulin binding; calcium/calmodulin-dependent protein kinase activity; ATP binding. Gene Ontology annotation, cellular component: neuron projection; cytoplasm. Lineage: Eukaryota; Metazoa; Chordata; Mammalia; Carnivora; Mustelidae.